AUGACGCGCGGCCGCGGGAUCGCCGGGCUCCGCGCCGCGAUCCUCUUCCUGAUGUGCUUGACACUCUCCUCCGCGGGCGUCGCGCGCGCGGCGCGCGCCGGCGACGCCGCGGCGCCGGCGCCAGCCCCGACGCGAUCGCGAUCGCGCGCCGACGACGCUUCGCCGAGAUCGUCGCCGUCGCCGUCGCCGUCGCCGUCGCCGUCUUCCUCCGAGCGAGCGCCGAUGGACGCGCGAGAGACCCAAACGCCGUCGGAGGACGACGACGACGCGGACGCGACGACCGAGCCGGGCGGCGUCGUGGACAUCUCCGACUUCAGCGAGUCCGAGAAGGACACGCACGCGCGCGUGCUCGCGUCGUUCGCGGAGCGCUCGGGGGACAUCUCGCCCGCGGGCGCGUGCGCGGCCGUCAUCGCGGACUCGUGCGUGCCCUCGGCGAUGCACCCGGAUUUCCUCGCGCGCAUGGCGAUCGCGGAAGGCGACGCGGACGGGGACGUCGCCGAGAAGAAGAACGACGAGGUGAAGACCGACGCGCCGACGACCAAGACGACCGAAAAGACGAACGCGACGACGACGACGAAGACGACCGAAAAGACGAACGUGACGACGACGACGAGGAGCUCGAGCGCGUCGCCUUUGGCGUCGCGGAGUCUCCUCCAAGUCGCCGUCGGCCACCGCUCGUACUUUGAGUGCGUCAAGAGCGUCUCCGCUAAGGGCCCCGCGGCGAUCACCCCCGCGUGCGAGAAGGAUAUCAGGGACGCGUACUCGCGACGGUUCGCGGACUUUCGUCUGGACUUUGACCUCGCGUCGGCGUGCGGCGCCGGCGACGACGCCGACGUGAAGAAAUUCUGCGGCGACGUCGAACCCGGCACCGGGCUCGUGUUCCGCUGCCUCAAGUCGCGCAAGCGAGAGCUCUCCCCGGACUGCGCGGCGAUCGUCGACGCGAGGCAGAUCGACCAGAGCGAGGACGUGUCGCUGGACGCGCCGCUCGCGACGAUGUGCGAGGACGACCGCGCGAAUCUCUGCGCCGCGGUGGCGUGGGGCGGCGGCCGCGUCGAGCAGUGCCUCAAAGACAAGCGCGCCGCGCUCAGCCCUCGGUGCAAGAGAGAGCUGUUCCGACGAGAGGUGGAGGAGAGCGAGGACGUGCGGUUCGACGGGUUCCUCGCGCGCGCGUGCGCGGUGGACAGAGACGCGUUUUGUUCCUCGAUUCCCCCCGGCGAGGCGAGGGUGGUCGCGUGCCUCGCGAACCACCUCGACGACGCGACGUUCACGCAGGAGUGCAGGUCCGCGAUGGAGAGAAAGUCGGUUCGAAGAGCCGCGGACUGGCGCCUCGACUUUCGCACGCGCCGCGCGUGCGAGGCGGUCGCCGCGGAGCUCUGCGCGAGGGAGCUGGAAGACGCCGAGGACAAAAUCAGCGCGUCCGGCGCGGUGUUGGAGUGCCUCAAGCGGAACCACGCGGCCGGGAACGUCACCGACGAGGCGUGCGCGGCGGACAUCACGCGACGGAUGGCGUCCUCCGCGAGCGACAUCCGCGGCGACGCGGCGCUCGUCGCCGCGUGCGCGUCGGACCUGAAGUCGCACUGCGCGGAGGUGACGCCCGGAGAAGGGAAGUUAUGGGCGUGUCUGGAGAAAUACGAGAGCGUCUUGUCGCCGUCGUGCGCGGCGAAGCUCUCGGAGCGAUCGCAGUGGGCGGGCGAGGACUGGCGCGCGAACCCGAAGAUCGCGGCCGCGUGCGCCGCGGAGGCGUCGUCGCUGUGCGCCGACGUCAAGCCCGGGAGAGGACGCGUCGUGGAGUGCCUUCGCGCGGCGGCGGACGCGGAGAACGGCCCUGAGGGCGCGGGGAUGGGCGCGGAGUGCGCGGCGGCGGUGACCGCGGACCGCGUCAAAGCCGCGGGGGACAUUCGCUUCGACCGCGACGCGCGUACCGCGUGCGAGGACGACCGGGCGCGUCUGUGCGCGGACGUUCCGAAGGGGGAAGGGCGCGUGCUCAAGUGCCUGCGCGACGCGACGAGGGCGGGGAGGGUGAAGUCCGACGCGUGCGUCGCGUCCAUGAGGAGGGCGAUGAAAGCGGCGGCGAAAAACUUCGAGCUCGACGCGCCGCUCGCGUCCGCGUGCGCGGAGGACGUGAAGAAAUACUGCGCGGGGGUCGCCCGCGGGCGCGGGCGCGGGCGCGUGCACGCGUGCCUGAAGAAGCACGCGCGCGACGUGAGCCGCGAAUGCGCCGCCGCGAGGGAAGCCGCGGAGAAGGAGGCUGACUUUGUCGACGACGCGAGAUCCCCGCGCGACGACGACGACGACGACGAGCCGCGGAAGAUGGGGUCGGAGCGUUUCUGGGACAAGGCGUCGGCGAGCGCGGAGGAACGGCUCAAGAUGAAGGGCGCGGAGAUGUCGGACGAGCAGAAGGAGACGCUUCUCGGCGCCGUGGACGCGUUCCACGAGCGCGGCGCCGCGCGCGCGGCGAAAGGGUUGGACCCGGCCCCGCCGCCGAUGCACUGGACGCGGAUGCUGAUGGAGGUGCCGUACGCGAUCGCGCUCAUCGUGGGCGCGGUCGUGCUCGUCGCCGCGGUCGUGGCGUACUGCGUCGUGCGACGGUCGCUGACGCGCCUCGUGAAGACGCACAAGAGCAUUCAGAUGUCCGCGAGCAGGAACAGGACGACGGCGCGCGUGUGA
This is a messenger RNA of Micromonas pusilla CCMP1545, 2667 nucleotides long. RefSeq lists its product as uncharacterized. Gene Ontology annotation, cellular component: Golgi membrane. The record is from RefSeq and is a predicted model, not a curated record. NCBI's taxonomy places the organism in Eukaryota, Viridiplantae, Chlorophyta, Mamiellophyceae, Mamiellales, Mamiellaceae. The transcript is spliced from 3 exons. The coding region runs from base 1 to 2667 and encodes 888 amino acids.